AGCUGGCCAAGAUGUACAAGAACGAAGGAAACGAGUAUUUCAGGGAAAAGGACUACGGGAGAGCUGUUGCUGCCUACUCCGAGGGGCUGCGGAAGAAGUGUGAGGACCCCGAGCUGAACGCUGUGCUGCACACAAACCGGGGGGCUGCACACUUCUACCUGGGUAACUACCGUUCAGCUCUCAAUGAUGCCAUCCAAGCCAAAAAGCUAAAGCCCACCCAUCUCAAAGCAAUCAUCAGAGGAGCUCUCUGCCACAUGGAGCUGAAGAAUUUCUCAGAAGCAAUAGCAUGGUGUGAGGAAGGCUUGCAAAUAGAUUCAAAAGAGAAAAAGCUUGUGGAAUUGAGAACUAAAGCUGACAAAUUAAAGCGAGCUGAGGAGCGGGAUGCAAGGAAAGCAAAGGUGAUGGAGAGGAGGGAGCAGUGUCAAAAGGAAAUUUUGCUUGCAGCAAUAAAGGAAAGAAAUAUCAAGCUGGUUCUUGAGCCUUCAAAUGAAGAAGAGGAAAUAUCAGAUGGCCUGGCUGAGAUAUCCUUAGAUGGGUUCCACUCUGACAAUGCCACGGGGGCAAAGGUGCACUUAGAUGCUGAUGGCAACCUGAACUGGCCUGUCCUCUUCCUGUACCCUGAGCAUGAGCAGACAGACUUCACUGUGGCUUUUCAUGAGAACUCCAGGUUUAUUGAUCAUUUAAUGGUGAUGUUUGCUGAGUUACCUCCUUGGGAUUUAGAAAGAAAAUACCUUCCCAGCAAUCUUGAGCUCUAUUUUGAAGAUGAGGAAAGAGCAGAAAUGUAUGAGGUGAACCCAGAACACACAUUGCUACAAGUGCUGCAGCACAAAAGAUACUUUGUAAAGGCUGGGACUCCGACAGUUUUGGUAUUUGUGAAGCAUUCUCCUUUCUCCAAAAAGUACUUCUCUGGGAAGAAAGUGCAUCGACUAUAA
This is a messenger RNA of Acanthisitta chloris (rifleman), 932 nucleotides long. RefSeq names its product tetratricopeptide repeat domain 4 (gene TTC4). NCBI's taxonomy places the organism in Eukaryota, Metazoa, Chordata, Aves, Passeriformes, Acanthisittidae. The record is from RefSeq and is a predicted model, not a curated record. The annotation marks the transcript as partial. Gene Ontology annotation, molecular function: Hsp90 protein binding. The transcript has 8 exons.